Messenger RNA from Musa acuminata AAA Group (dessert banana), 2503 nucleotides. Its product is annotated as transcription factor PCF6-like. The transcript has 4 exons. Gene Ontology annotation, molecular function: sequence-specific DNA binding; DNA-binding transcription factor activity. Gene Ontology annotation, biological process: regulation of secondary shoot formation. Gene Ontology annotation, cellular component: nucleus. Lineage: Eukaryota; Viridiplantae; Streptophyta; Magnoliopsida; Zingiberales; Musaceae. Bases 898 to 2205 code for a protein of 435 amino acids. The record is from RefSeq and is a predicted model, not a curated record.
GGAGGGGACGGAGGGAGACUGACCUAUCCCGAUAAGAUCGGCCGUUGCUCGAAUGCGAACGCCUAGGGUUUCGAUCCACGAGCUCUCGCCACUCCCUUUUCCUUCUGCUUCCCCGCCUCAUCUGUUUCUUGGAUGGAUUAAACUAGGAUUUCGCUAAAGAAGCAGUCGGAUUCCCCAGACAUCCCAAACGCUCGCGCCGUCCAUUGGAUCCUCCUCACCACUGUUGCUGUACUCGCUUUCUCGCCGUCGUUAUCGCACUUCUUGCGCGCCGAGGAGGCUGCGGGAGGGGGGAGGAAGUGAUCGAGGUACGGAAAAGGAGGUUCUCGUCCGAAUCGGAUGUAGCUGCCUCGGCAUUCGGGGAGGUGAGAGGCUGUUUGGCGCUGCGACCUUGACGAGAACUGAAGGAAUGCGGACCUGUCGGGGCUCGCCUGCCUGGAGUCUGGAAUAAAAUAAAGUGUUUUGAGAGUGGGAGCUUGUGGUUCUUGGAGUUGGAGUGUGUAGAUCUGAGGGGUCUUGGACGCGGAACCAUUAGAUCGACGCAAGAAGCGUGUCAGAAUUCGGUGUCUGAUGCUGCCAUCGUUGCAGUCAGUGCUUCUGCAGCAGUUGUUGCUGCUGCUGCCUUGCAGGCCGCAGUGCUGAUUUCUGGCCGCCUGUCGAGCGCGAGCAGCGGAAAGAAAGAAGUCAGUCCGGAGCAGCUCAUUGAAGCCACGAGCUGAGAUCUCCGGCCGCGAACGCGAUCUGAAGCGUCCAAAGAAACCCUAAGCCGUAGAGCUGACACAGCCCCUCUCAGUCGCCCACCGCUUUCCGGAAAGGAGAUCAGGAGGUAGAGAUCAGAACGGAGUGGUGGAGAAGGCGAUAAAGAUCCGAUCUUGGGCCCGAGACAGGCAUGAGAGCGAGAUGGACUUGGAGAACACCCACGCCUCCAAGCGGUCUCGAACGGUGGGCAACGGUGGCCAGGCGUCCAAGAUAGGGCGCAAGGAGCAACAGGACGAGGACGAGGAGGACAGAGAGAGGAAGGGUGGAGGAGCUGACGCUGGCCGCGUCGCCCCUUGGCUGCAUCACCCGUCAUCCAGGAUCUUUCGUGUUUCGCGCGCCUCCGGCGGGAAGGACCGGCACAGCAAGGUCUACACGGCGAAGGGUCUCCGCGACCGGCGGGUCCGCCUCUCAGUGUCCACCGCCAUCCAGUUCUAUGACCUCCAGGACCGCCUCGGCUACGACCAGCCGAGCAAGGCCAUCGAGUGGCUGAUCAAGGCCGCGGCGGCCGCCAUCAAUGAGCUCCCUCCCCUUGAUGGUUUCCCCAAGCUGCCUCAGCCCAGUGGGGAUGAAGUGAUGAAGGCCGAUCCUGAUGUUGAACGAAGCUACAGCCAGCAGCAGCAGCAACAGCAGCAUCCCUCGACCAAAUCCGGCUGCAGUAGCACCUCGGACACCAGCAAAGGCUCAGGCUUGUCCCUGUCGCGUUCGGAGAGCCGCAUCAUGGCCAGAGAGCGAGCGCGAGAGCGAGCAGCGAAGGAUAAAGAGAAGGGCAGAGACGACAGCAGCCACAUUGCGGCCUUCCUUCACCAGAACCUGAACCCUCAGACCUCCUCCUCUUUCACGAAGCUUCUUGCCAGCAGCAAUGGAGCCAACAACGUCGCUGCUGUUGCAGAAGGCGAGGAGAAUUCCGGCCUCAAUUGCAUUCAGAAGCAAAUCCCUACAGCGAUCUACUUCGGCCAACCUGGUCUCUUCGCCCAGUCUCAGAAGAGUCAACAGCUGCCGUCAGGGUUUUCUUCCCAAUCCCACUUCGGAAACAGCUGCCCGAUGGGAAUGUUGCCUUUCAACGUUGCGGCCACCGGCGACCAUCAGGAGAUGCAGCAGUUUUCGUUGUUGCAGGACAACUUCUUCCCUGUCUCGGCAGUGGCGGCGAUGGCGAACUACAAUCUCAACUUCUCCAUAUCGUCGGGUCUUGCGGGUUUCAACAGGGGGACCCUUCAGUCCAAUUCACCAGCUCAGAUGCCUCAGGAGCACCACCACAGUCACAACCACCUACAGAGGCUCUCUUCCACGGUUGACGGAUCGAACCUGCAGUUCUUUGGUGCUGCUGCAGGUUCGGCUGCAGCUGCCACCAAUGCAGAGAAUCAGUUUCCGGAGGGGUUUGGCGAUCACCUGCAGCUCUGCUACGGGGAUGGCUAUCGGCAAUCUGACCUGAAGGGGAAGGGAAAGAACUGAAGUAAUAAGAAAAAUGAUGCUCAUUCUCAACGGCCGGAACCGAGAACAGAGCAUGGCCAAAUGCAACCUCCCCAGCUCAGCUCUUGCAGUACAUUAUUGUUUUCCUUGGAGACUCUUACCACAAUUAUUUUUUGUUGUGUGUUCUCAUUUUCCUUCAUCGGAUAAACCUUAUCCUACCUACGAUACAAUAUCUGUAUCGUCGUUAUCGCUUUCAUGUCUGUAUGAGCUCAUGGAAACAAAUGAACAAACUUGAGUGUGAUUUUUGUUAGUUUGCAGUAACCAUGCUUAAGUUAUGAUA